AUGAUGGCCCGCAAGCAAGAUGGCCGCACGCCCACCUACAACGUCAGCGUGGUGGGACUGUCCGGCACCGAGAAGGAGAAGGGCCAGUGCGGCAUCGGCAAAUCCUGCCUGUGCAACCGCUUCGUGCGGCCGAGCGCCGACGACUUCCACUUGGACCACACGUCCGUGCUCAGCACCAGUGACUUUGGGGGCAGGGUGGUCAACAAUGACCACUUCCUCUACUGGGGCGAGGUGGCUCGGCCGCUGGAGGAGUGCGUGGAGUGCCGGAUCCACGUGGUGGAACAGACGGAAUUCAUCGACGACCAAACCUUCCAACCUCACCGCAGCACGGCGUUGCAGCCCUACAUCAAAAGGGCGGCGGCCACCAAGUUGGCGUCGGCGGAGAAGCUCAUGUAUUUCUGCACCGACCAGCUUGGCCUGGAGCAGGACUUUGAGCAGAAACAAAUGCCCGACGGCAAGUUGCCGGUGGACGGCUUCUUGUUGUGCGUGGACGUCAGCCGCGGUAUGAACCGCAACUUCGACGAGCAGCUCAAAUUCGUGUCCAACCUCUACAACCAACUGGCCAAAACCAAAAAGCCGGUGGUGGUGGUGCUGACCAAAUGCGACGAGGGCGUGGAGCGUUACAUCCGAGACGCCCACGCCUUCGCGUUGGGCAAGAAGAACCUGCAGGUGGUGGAGACUUCGGCGCGCUCCAACGUCAACGUGGAGCUGGCCUUCAGCACGCUGGUGCAGCUGGUGGACAAGAGCCGCGGCAAGGCCAAGAUCAUCCCUUACUUCGAGGCUCUCAAGCAGCAGAGCCAGCAGAUCGCCGCCGCCAAGGACAAGUACGAGUGGCUCGUCAGCCGGAUCGUCAAGAGCCACCACGAGGCGUGGGCCAACGUCAGCCGUAAGAUGCAGCCGGCGCCGGAGUACCAGGAUUACGUCUACUUGGAAGGGACCCUCAAGGCCAAGAAACUCUUCCUGCAGCACGUGCAGCGCCUCAAGCAGGAGCACAUCGAGCGCCGCCGCAAGGUCUACCUGGCCAAGCUGCCGCAGGCGCUGGACGCCCUCGUGCCGGACCUGGACGAGAUCGACCACUUGAGCCGCGCCAAAGCCGAGAAGCUGCUGGAGACCAAACCCGACUUCCUCAAGUGGUUCGUGGUGCUGGAGGAGACGCCGUGGGACGCCACGAGCCACGUGGACAACGUGGACAACGAGCGCAUCCCCUUCGACCUGCUGGAGACGCCGGCGGCCGAGCAGCUCUACGAGGCUCACCUGGAGAAGCUGCGCGACGAGCGGAAGCGCGCCGAGAUGCGGCGGGCGUUCCGGGAGAACCUGGAGAGCUCGCCCUUCGUCACGCCCGGCAAACCCUGGGAGGAAGCGCGGAGCUUCAUCAUGAACGAGGACUUCUACCUGUGGUUGGAAGAGUCGGUCUACAUGGACAUCUACGGCAAGCACCAGAAGCAGCUGAUCGACAAAGCCAAGGAGGAUUUCCAGGAGCUGCUGCUGGAGUAUUCGGAGCUUUUCUACGAGCUGGAGUUGGACGCCAAACCCAGCAAGGAGAAGAUGGGCGUCAUCCAGGAGGUGCUGGGCGAGGAGCAGAGGUUCAAGGCUCUGCAGAAGCUGCAGGCCGAGCGCGACGCUCUCAUCCUCAAGCACAUCCACUUCGUCUACCACCCCACCAAGGAGACGUGUCCCAGCUGCGCCGGCUGCGUGGACGCCCGCGUGGAGCAGCUGCUGGGCUCGCGUUUCAUCCGCCAGCACCGGAACCCUCUGGCGGAUCCCAACGUCGACCGCAUCAACCUGGUCAUCCUGGGCAAGGACGGGCUGGCGCGAGAGCUGGCCAACGAGAUCCGCGCGCUCUGCACCAGCGACGACAAAUACGUCAUCGAGGGUAAGAUGUACGAGCUGGCGUUGCGGCCCAUCGAGGGCAACGUCCGGUUGCCGGUCAACGCCUUCCAGACUCCGACCUUCCAACCGCACGGCUGCCUGUGCCUCUACAACUCCAAGGAGUCGUUGUCCUACGUGGUGGAGAGCAUCGAGAAGAGCCGCGAGUCCACCGUGGGCCGGCGCGACAACCACCUGGCGCAGCUGCCGCUCACCCUCAUCUUGGUCAACAAACGCGGCGACGCCGGCGGCGAGACGUUGCAGAGCUUGAUCCAGCAGGGUCAGCAGAUCGCCAGCAAGCUCCAGUGCGUCUUCCUAGACCCGGCGUCGGCCGGCAUCGGCUACGGCCGCAACAUCAACGAGAAACAGAUCGGCCAAGUGCUCAAAGGGCUGCUGGACGCCAAACGCAACCUCAACCUGGUGGUCGGCUCCACCUCGGGCCUCAAGGACGCGACCGACGCCGAUCUACGCGUGGUGAUGUGCCUGAUGUGCGGCGACCCGGUGAGCGCCGACGAGGUGCUGCUGCCCAUCCUGCAGGCUCAGCCGUGCCGGCCGGCGCCGGGCGGAGGCGCGGCGGUGCUGCUGGACACGACGGUGGGAUCGCAGCGGCGGCGCGUGGAGCUGUCGCUGUUGUCCUACCACGCGUCCUUCGGGUCGCGCAAGAGCCGUUUGGUGCACGGUUACAUCGUCUUCUACGCCGCCAGACGCAAAGCGUCGCUGGCCACGCUGCGCGCCUUCCUGGCCGACGUGCAGGACAUCGUGCCGGUGCAGUUGGUGGCGUUGGCGGACGCCUCGGCCGACCUGCUGGACAACGACGUGAGCCGCGAGCAGGUGGCCGAGGGCGAGGAGAUCGCGCAGGAGAUCGAGGGGCGUUUCGCCACCUUGUCCUGCGGUCAGCCCCAACCCAAGCUGGACGCCUUCCAGCCCUUCUUCAAGGACGCGUUGGACAAGAAGAACAUCGUGGAGGCCACUCACAUGUACGACAACGCCGCCGAGGCCUGCAGCACCGGCGAGGACGUCUUCAACUCGCCGUGCGCCGGCUCGCCGCUCUGCAAUUCCAACUUGCCCGAUUCCGAGGACGACCCGGAGCCGCUGCCGGGCUACAGCCCCUUCCGCGAGGAGCCGGCCGUGCCGGCGUUGCCCAAGGACCAUUCCAAGCUCUCCAUGGAGCUGGAAGGCAACGAUGGCUUGUCCUUCAUCUUCGAGAGCAAACUCAACAACAAAGUCCCGCCGCCGGUCAAGCCGAAACCGCCCGUUCAUUUUGACAUCAAGGGCGACCUCGCCUACCUGGAGCAAGGCCACCGGGACGGCCAGCGGCGCUCGGUGUCCUCCUCCACGUGGUUGCCGCCGGAUUGCUUCGACCCUUCGGACUACGCCGAGCCCAUGGACGCGGUGGUGAAGCCGCGGAACGAGGAGGAGAACAUCUACUCGGUGCCUCACGACAGCACCCAAGGCAAGAUCAUCACCGUGCGCAACAUCAACAAGGCCACGUCCAACGGCAGCGGCAACGGCUCGGACAGCGAGAUGGACACCAGCUCGUUGGAGCGAGGCCGAAGGCUGCCGACCGUCACCAAACCGCUGCUGUACCGGGCGCGGUGCGCGCGGCUCGGACGUUUCGCCGGUUACCGGCCCGGCCUGAGCGUCGGAAGCGAUGACGAGUUGGGAACGGGGAGGAAGAAGGACGAGGAGCCGGGAGGUCAAGGCGGUUACAAAGGGGACAACGCGGUCAUGGCUUACGAGGCGGCCGACGGCGAGGAUCCGCGGAGGAGGAACAUCCUCAGGAGCCUCAGGAGGACCACCAAGCAGAAGCCGAAGGCGAAGGCGCGGCCGUCGCUCUCCAAGGCGCCGUGGGAGAGCAGCUACUUCGGGGUGCCCCUGGCCAGCGUGGUGACACCGGAGCGGCCGAUCCCGGUGUUCAUCGAGCGCUGCAUCCAGUACAUCGAGGCCACCGGUGAGACUGGGAGCGCUGGGAGUGCAAUGGGAUUUUUUGGGAAUUUUUUGGGAAUUUUUUGGGAUUUUUUUAGGAUUUUUUUGGGGAUUUUUAGGCAAUUUUUUUACUUUAUAAGGGAUUUUUUAGGUUGAUUGAGUUCUGUAUCCAGUACAUCGAGGGAACUGGGGAGACUGGGAGCACUGGGAGUUUAAUGGGAAUGCUGUGGGAAAUUUUGGGAAUUUUUUGGGAUUUUUUUAGGAUUUUUUUUUGAGAUUUUUAGGCAAUUUUUUUACUUUAUAAGGGAUUUUUUAGGUUGAUUGAGUUCUGUAUCCAGUACAUCGAGGGAACUGGGGAGACUGGGAGCACUGGGAGUUUAAUGGGAAUGCUGUGGGAAAUUUUGGGAAUUUUUUGGGAUUUUUUUGGGAUUUUUUUGGGGAUUUUUAGGCAAUUUUUUUACUUUAUAAGGGAUUUUUUAGGUUGAUUGAGUUCUGUAUCCAGUUCAUCGAGGCCACUGGUGAGACUGGGAGCACUGGGAGUACAAUGGGAAUGCUGUGGGAAAUUUUGGGGAAUUGAAAAAAUUCCCCCCAAAAAAGAAAAAAAUCUCUGCCCUAAAAAUAUUCUUGAAAAAAAUCCCAAAAAUCCUAAAAUCCAUCAAAACCUCCUAUAAAACUCCUAAAAAUUUCCCAAAAAAAUUCCAAGAAAAUUCCCAUGAAAUGCCUAAAAAUUUCCCAAAAUAAUUCCAAAAAAAUUCCCAUAAAAUUCUUUAAAAUUUCCCAAAAAAAUCCAAAAAAAUUCCCAUAAAAUUCCUAAAAAAUUUCACAAAAAAAUUCCAAAAAAAUUCCUAUAAAAUUCCUAAAAAUUUCACAAAUAAUUCCAAAAAAAUUCCCAUAAAAUUCCUAAAAAUUUCCCAAAAAAAUUCCAAAAAAUUCCUAUAAAAUUCCUAAAAAUUUCACAAAUAAUUCCAAAAAAAUUCCCAUAAAAUUCCUAAAAAUUUCCCAAAAAAAUUCAAAAAAAAAUCCUAUAAAAUUCCUAAAAUUUUCCCAAAAAAAAAUCCAAAAAAAUGCCUAUAAAAUUCCUAAGAAUUUCCCUAAAAAAUUUCCCAAAAAAUUGCUAUAAAAUUCCUAAAAAUUUCCCAAAAAAAUCCAAAAAAAUCCCUAAAAAUUUCCCUAAAAAAUUUCCAAAAAAAUUCCUAUAAAAUCCCUCCAAAUUUCCCAAAAAAAUUAAAACAAAAUU
Cinclus cinclus is the source of this 5029-nucleotide messenger RNA. It is a transcript of the gene ARHGAP35, whose product is annotated as Rho GTPase activating protein 35. Gene Ontology annotation, molecular function: GTP binding; GTPase activity. NCBI's taxonomy places the organism in Eukaryota, Metazoa, Chordata, Aves, Passeriformes, Cinclidae. The transcript is spliced from 2 exons. The coding region runs from base 1 to 3948 and encodes 1315 amino acids. The record is from RefSeq and is a predicted model, not a curated record. Gene Ontology annotation, biological process: signal transduction.